GCAGACAUCUGAUUUCACUCUUAGUUCAGUUCAAAAUUCGGUAUGAAGCGACUAACAAGUCAGCUUCCUGGAACGGUUAACAAAUUCAUAGAAAAUUCAUAAGAACAUCAUUUGAUUGAAUAUUUGAAACGAUAUAGCAGAGGCAGCAGAAAAAAAUUGCUAAAAAAAUAAAAAAUAAAUUUUUUUAAAUGAAAUCCAACCAAUAUUUUAAAUUCAGUUUUAAAAAUUAAUUUUAAAUUCUCAGUAAACUAACGCAUACUUUUAACGGUCAUUUGAUACAAUUUUAAAAUUAAAAAAUAAUUAAAAUCAAAACAUUCAGAAUUAUAUUUUGUAAAAAUAAAUAAAAAAAGUAAUAAAAACAAAACAGAGAGAGAGAAACAAUGGAUAUUGGUAGCGAACUAUUUUCGAUGGCAUUCGCACUAAAACUGCAACGAGUCGCACAUCCAACGGCUGAAGCAUCCUCAUUAAGACUAUCGGAUGCUUCAACUGCAGAUAAUAACUUUUUCUUGGGAUCAGACAAUAUAAAAACAUCAGACGUUUUGUUGAAUGAUUCAUUACUACCUGAGACACCAUCUGAUUUUGAAUUUUUUUAUCGUCAUACCGUUACAUUAACUGCAGUGUAUUGCGUUGCGUAUGUGAUUGUUUUCCUUGUUGGACUAAUUGGAAAUAGUUUCGUUAUAGCGGUGGUGUUAAGAUCGCCCAAAAUGAGAACAACAACAAAUUUCUUUAUAGUGAAUUUAGCAAUGGCUGAUAUAUUAGUCAUAGUGUUUUGUUUACCAGCUACAUUGAUGAGCAACAUAUUUGUUCCUUGGAUGCUAGGCUGGCUUAUGUGUAAAAUUGUUCCAUACAUUCAAGGUGUUUCAGUGGCUGCAUCCGUUUAUAGUUUAUGUGCGGUGUCAGUUGAUAGGUUCCUAGCUAUUUGGUGGCCUCUAAAGCUACAAAUUUCAAAGAAACGAGCUCGUGUUAUGAUUCUGGGCAUCUGGGUCAUCGCACUGUUGUCGACAAUUCCAUGGGCUCUGUUCUUUGAAUUGGUACCCAUUUUUCCAGAAGCUCCAGAUGUUAUGCUCUGCUUAGAAAUCUGGCCACCAGGUCUCGACGGAGCACUGUAUUUUUUGCUGGCCAAUUUAAUUGCAUGUUAUCUGUUGCCAAUGGUUUUGAUAACAUUAUGCUAUGUCCUAAUUUGGAUAAAAGUGUGGAAACGGUCAAUACCGGGCGACUCGAAAGACGCUCAAAUGGAUCGAAUGCAGCAGAAAUCGAAAAUAAAAGUGGUGAAAAUGCUGAUUGCUGUCGUCAUAUUAUUUGUUCUCUCUUGGCUGCCGCUGUACAUCAUCUUUGCUAGGAUUAAGUUUGGCAAAGUAAUUGAACCGAAAGAAGAAGAAUUCCUGCAGAUAGCAACUCCAAUAGCACAAUGGCUAGGCUCGUCAAACUCUUGCAUCAAUCCCAUUCUCUAUGCAUUUUUCAACAAAAAAUAUCGACGAGGAUUUGUAGCAAUUAUCAAGUCUCGCAGUUGUUGUGGCCGAUUGAGAUACUACGAGAAUGUAGCCAUUGCUUCAUCAUCGACAAGCACUCGUAAAUCGUCGCAUUAUCACAACAAAAAGGCCCCAUACAGUCCAUCUAUCAAGUCAGAUGCAGUUUCGUUCAUCUAUGAUCAAAAUUCCAACAAAAAGCAUAACAUCAUUGCAAAACAGGAUAGCAAUCUCUCUAGACAGAUGCUAUUAAAACAAGACAGCAACAUAUCCCGACAAUCCUUACUCAAACAGGACAGUAGCGGCUCCCGUCAAAUGCUCAUCAAGCAAGGAAGUUGUGACAGUGUUCAGCGACAAGACAGUAAUGUGUCUCGACAAUUGCUGUUGAAACAAGACAGCAAUGGUUCGAAAUAUGUUUUAUCCAAACAAGAUUCUCAAAUAUCGUACAUUGAAAGCAAAAAGGGACAACUGAUCAGACAGGAUUCCGAUUUGUCGAAACGGGAAAUGUUAAUGAAGCAGGACAGUACCAUAUCGUACAUCGAGCCAAGGAAAGGAACGUUGUGCAAACAGGACACGCAAAUUUCCUAUAUUGAAAGCAAAAAGAAUUCGUUAUGCAGCCAGGACAGUGUUGUUUCGUUCAUUGAACAUAAGCGACAUCAGCUGGUUAAACAGGAUUCCAUUGUGUCGUUCGCAGAGCAAAGGCCAGAAUAUCGUCGACACCAACUAGUCAAACAAGAUUCCGUCAUAUCAUUUGCCGAUCAACGACGGGGCUACCUAACCAAACAAGAGUCUGUGAUACAUCCAUCCUCAAACCGUAGUGGUGAUGGCCAUCACGUGUCCAUAUUGAAGAAAACCGAUUCACAAGGAAGCUCUCCCCGACGUAACAUAGAAUUUGUGGAAUAGAUUUAAAGAAAAAAAAUUAAAAAUAAAAACUAAAUAAAUUUUUAAAAGCAAACCAAUUAUUGUGUUCAAAAUCAUCUGUUUUCUCUUUGUUUUUCGUUUUUCUUUUUAUAAAGUGAAAGUGGAUGUGUUUCCAAUUUCGUUUGUAUAUUUUUUGAUUUCGGUAGAGAAAAAAAAAUUAAUCGAGGAAAAUGAGAAUAUUUUUUAACGAAACAUUUCAACAAUUAAAAUAAAACAAAGAAAACUAAAAAUUAUUUCUUGAUAGGAAUAAAACUUGAAUUCAAUAAUAAUUUUAUGUGGCGCCUUACAAAAAUCUCCCAGAAAAAG
Bradysia coprophila is the source of this 2693-nucleotide messenger RNA. Its product is annotated as neuropeptide SIFamide receptor-like. Gene Ontology annotation, biological process: cellular response to hormone stimulus; G protein-coupled receptor signaling pathway. Gene Ontology annotation, molecular function: peptide binding; neuropeptide Y receptor activity. Gene Ontology annotation, cellular component: plasma membrane. NCBI's taxonomy places the organism in Eukaryota, Metazoa, Arthropoda, Insecta, Diptera, Sciaridae. The record is from RefSeq and is a predicted model, not a curated record.